Molecule: messenger RNA, 1104 nt
Organism: Aspergillus niger
Lineage: Eukaryota; Fungi; Ascomycota; Eurotiomycetes; Eurotiales; Aspergillaceae
Exons: 3
Coding region: 1-1104 (367 amino acids)
Cellular component (GO): small-subunit processome; nucleolus
Molecular function (GO): RNA binding
Source: RefSeq, a predicted model, not a curated record
AUGCCUUCCACCUACAAGAGGGACAAGCCGUGGGACACGGAUGACAUUGACAAGUGGAAGGUCGAACCCUUCCAAGCCGAAGACAAUGUCGCCGGUAGUUUCGCUGAAGAAUCUUCCUUCGCCACUCUUUUCCCCAAGUACCGUGAAGUCUACCUGAAGGAAGCAUGGCCCGUGGUGACAAGAGCGCUCGAGAAAUUCGGUAUUGCCUGCACGCUGGAUUUGGUCGAGGGUAGCAUGACAGUCAAGACGACCCGAAAGACGUUUGAUCCUGCUGCGAUUCUCAAGGCCCGUGACUUGAUCAAGCUGUUGUCGAGAAGUGUGCCGGUGCAACAGGCCCUCAAAAUCCUCGAAGACGACGUCGCAUGCGACAUCAUCAAGAUCCGCAACCAAGUCCGCAACAAGGAGCGCUUCGUUAAGCGUCGUCAACGCAUUCUCGGUCCCGGUGGAUCCACCCUGAAAGCCUUGGAGCUGCUCACAAGCACCUACAUCCUGGUCCAGGGUAACACGGUCUCCGCCAUGGGCCCCUACAAGGGUCUCAAGGAAGUCCGUCGCAUCAUCAACGACUGCAUGGCCAACAUCCACCCGAUCUACCACAUUAAGGAACUCAUGAUCAAGCGCGAAUUGGCCAAGGACCCGACCCUGGCGAACGAAUCCUGGGACCGCUUCCUGCCUAACUUCAAGAAGCGCACGCUGUCCAAGCGUCGCGUGCCGUUCAAGGUCACCGACAAGACGAAGAAGGUGUACACUCCUUUCCCGCCGGCGCCGGAGAAGAGCAAGGUGGAUCUCCAGAUCGAGUCGGGCGAGUACUUCCUGUCCAAGGAGGCGAAGGAUCGGCAGCAGAAGGAGGAGGUCAUGGAGAGACAGCGGUUGAAGCGCGAAGAGAAGAUGAAGGAGCGCGAGAAGGCGUUCGUGCCGCCCGAGGAGCUGGACGCAGAGGAGAAGAAGAAGGAAAAGAAGGAGAAGAAGGAGAAGAAAGAGAAGAAGAAGCGGAAGCGCGAUUCCGAGGCCGCGGAUGUAGAUGGCGACGAUGGUGCCGAGAAGAAGGAAAAGAAGAAGAAGAAGAAGUCCAAGUCGAAAGAGGAUGCGUCGGAUGGAGAGGCGUGA